GUACGUGUAAAAAAAAAUACCGUAAUGGAUUUCCACAGAUUUGUAAUGGCUGUCCUCUUCAAAGUGUUAGUGUCAACAACUCUACAGAUUUCACCGUGUCUCUCCGCCAUCUUUGUGUUUGGUGAUUCGCUGGUGGAUGCCGGAAACAACAACUACUUAGUUUCGCUCUCUAGAGCCGAUUUUCCUCCUAAUGGCAUUGACUUUCCGCCCGACGGCAAGCCCACCGGACGGUUCACCAACGGCCGAACCAUCGUGGACAUCAUUGGUGAAGAACUUGGAGUGGAGUCAUUUCCUCCACCAUAUUUGGCUCCCAACACACAAUCUAAUGCUGUUUGGAGUGGGCUUAAUUUUGCAUCCGGUGCUUCCGGUAUUUUGGAUGAAACAGGAAGUUUAUUUAUUGGUAGGGUGCCAUUGAGGCAGCAAAUAAGCAAUUUUGAGGAGAGCAGAAGACACAUGGUGGAAGUGAUGGGAGAAAGAAACACAAGCGAGUUGUUGAAAGAAGCCAUUUUCUCUAUAACAAUUGGGUCCAAUGAUAUCCUCAACUACAUCCAACCAUUGGACAUUCCCUUUCUCCAGGAUCACCCUACACUUUCUCCUCCCACAUUCCAAGACCUCCUAGUCUCUAACCUGUCCAUGCACCUUCAGCGAUUACAUGGACUGGGAGCACGAAAGUUUGUGGUAGUUGACGUUGGACCUCUUGGAUGCAUCCCAUUUGUACGUGCCAUCAAAUUUGUGCCCCAACAAAAAUGUUCAACGGAAGUCAACGCAUUGACUAGGGGAUACAAUCUUAAACUGAAGGAAGAGCUUGGUCGGUUGAACAGAGAUAUUGGACCUGAAGCAAUCUUCCUCUAUGCCAAUUCCUAUUAUGUGGUCAGGCAAAUCAUUCUGAAUUUCCACCACUUUGGAUUUGAGAACAGUGAUGGCCCUUGCUGUGGAGGGUAUGUUCCUCCAUUCCUAUGCCACUUGGGAAAGAAUGAAAGCAUAAGCUCAAUCAUGUGUGAGGAACGAGGAAAGUACGUGUUUUGGGACGCUUAUCACCCUUCAGAGGCCACAAAUCUCAUCUUAGCUCAGAAACUGCUUAAUGGUGAUAAAACUGUAAUUUAUCCCAUGAAUAUCGAUCAACUUCACAGUUAUAAGCUGUAGUUUAUGUUCAUGAUUAGCCACUCAAAUAAUUUAACUGGUUGUAAGCAAGUUGUUAUAUAUUACUAUGGUUGUUGUUGUUGGUAUUAUUAUUACUAUCUACUCCGUAUUAUUAGUAGUGUCUGUAUUCGUAUUACUAUGUAUUAUAU
Molecule: messenger RNA, 1289 nt
Organism: Cuscuta europaea
Lineage: Eukaryota; Viridiplantae; Streptophyta; Magnoliopsida; Solanales; Convolvulaceae
Source: the annotation of a GenBank genome assembly